UCUUUCCCGUCCCCCGCAGCUUCCCCCUAAGCCACCGACUUCCUCUUCCUUUGAAAACGGGUAAAAAGGCUUGAAAUUUCUCCUUCUUGCUUGUUCAAUCACAAGAUGUGGGGCUUAGAACUCUCCCUAAAGCCAAACUUUUUCAGAUCUGCAGCUCUUCCAUCCCUGUCCGUGACUUGCUCUUGGUUGGGUGAGAAUGAAUCUUCGGUUUUAGGAAGCGAAAUCGAGGACAGGGAAACCAAAGGGAGUGACGAGGUAGAAGGCUAGCCAUUUCUAAUCGGAUAUAAGUUUUAGAUUUUAUCAUCCUUUUGUAAGGUCAAACAAAAAGGUCGUAAAGAUAAGGUCUCUAAUAGGGAUAAGAUUACAUCUAUUCCCAAAGAAACACGUGGUAAGAUCAUUUCAUGAAUAGAGCAAAAAGAAAGUUCUCAGAAUGGCCAGAACCUACAAGUUGAAUCGCCCUCCUCUGAUCGAAAUGUGGGUCAUGGAUCCGGGGUCUUUCGGGAUGUUGAGCCGAGUGUGGGACAUCUUGCUGGUCAAAGAGGACAACAAAGUCCUCCCAAUGGAGAAGGCAUUGUCACUUAUACUAGAAAGGGACUCCAGUCUAGUCGAAGGGUGGGAUCGGGACACAAUUACAAGGAAAUGGAUCAGCCCCAUUGUGAUUCAAAAGGGGGUGGAUCCCACACCUUACCUUCCCCCUUUGACAGAGUGGGUUCCUCUUCCGCCUCAUCUUCAAGCUCCAGAUAUGUGCAUAAUAACGAAUGCACAAUGGAACUCGAUGGAGGAGCAGACGGGGUGGGACAUAUGGGAGGAUCAAAUCUCACCUCAAAUUACAUCCAUUCCCCAGAAUUGCCCAUUUUUGAACAAGAUCUCGAUGAUGGGAUGCAUGAAAACAGUCCAUCUGAUUGUCCGAAGGGAAGAGGUUCCAUGUUCCAUGGGGGAUUGGUUUAUACAGAUCAUACUCCCCUUUUACUUUCCAGAGGUGAACAUGCUGAUCAAGAGUUGUUAGACAGGGGCCAUUCAGUGGAUACAAGAACUGGGCAGAUGGGUCAUGAACUCUUUCAGUGACUCUAUUUGGUCAAUGAAGAUUAUGUCUUGGAAUUGCUGCAGUGCGGCGAACAACAACUUUAAGCAAUCUAUGAUGGAUAUUAAAAGAGAACAUAAUCCUGGUAUCUUUCUUAUCAUGGAGACUAAGCUGGCAGGGAAUAGGGCUAUUGAAGUUGCUCAAACCUCGAAUAUCCCAAGUGGGAGAUUGUCGACGCUGAUGGUUUUGUUGGAGGCAUUUGGUUGCUUUGGGAUGAUACUCGCUUUACCAUUGACAUUCUGAACAAAGGGUCUCAAGUUAUCCACGGCUUGGUUCAGGAUGUUGGUGUCUCAGCUCCAAGACGUGCAAAUUAAGCACAUAUAUCGUGACGCGAACAUGGUCGCUGACAAUCUAGCUAAAGCAAGAUGUAGUCUUACCGGUCCUUUUGUUAUUUUGGAUCAAUGUACUACUGAUACUAGAAUGCUACUGUACUCUGAUAUUAUAGGGAACCCAAUUCCCAGGUCUGUACCAACUUGCUAAUCCUUUAUCUUAUAUUCUCUCCUUCUACCAAAAAAAAAAAAAAAAAAUCAUUCAACUAACU
Rubroshorea leprosula is the source of this 1622-nucleotide messenger RNA. NCBI's taxonomy places the organism in Eukaryota, Viridiplantae, Streptophyta, Magnoliopsida, Malvales, Dipterocarpaceae. The record is from the annotation of a GenBank genome assembly.